This is a messenger RNA of Debaryomyces fabryi, 690 nucleotides long. Its product is annotated as sugar O-acetyltransferase. Gene Ontology annotation, molecular function: acetyltransferase activity. The transcript has a single exon. The coding region runs from base 1 to 690 and encodes 229 amino acids. NCBI's taxonomy places the organism in Eukaryota, Fungi, Ascomycota, Pichiomycetes, Serinales, Debaryomycetaceae. The record is from RefSeq and is a predicted model, not a curated record.
AUGACAGAAGAAUCUAUCAAGCAAGAAGUCGUAGAUUAUGCUUACAAAAACUUGAAAGGAAUCCCAAAGGGAAAUAAAGAGUACGAGAAAAUGAUUCUGCAGCUUCCUUACAAUUGCAAUGACCAUGAAUUAUUAAUGGCAAGAAAUUUAGCGCACGAGAGAGCUAUUGAUUACUCCGAUAUUAGAUUGAAGAAUUACGAUUUUGAUCCAGAAAAACACUAUGAAGCAAGAGAGAAGUACUUGAGAACUAUAUUUGGCAGGGUAGGAGAGAAUAGUUUUAUUGAAGCUCCAUUUUUUGUCGAUUAUGGAUUCAACGUCAGUUUUGGCAAGAACUUUUAUAGUAACUUUAAUUGUACCUUUCUUGACUGUUGUUUGAUUGUUUUCGGCGACAACUGUUUGUGUGGCCCCAAUGUUACAUUCUGCACACCUACACAUGCGAUCGACCCGGAAAGAAGAAAAGCCGGCGAGGAAUCAGCUGGUCCAAUUACGGUGGGUGAUAAUGUAUGGUUCGGUGCAAAUGCUGUUGUGUUGCAGGGAGUCACGAUUGGGGAAAACAGUAUUGUCGGAGCAGGUGCUGUGGUCACUAAAGAUGUUCCUGCCAAUACUAUAGUAGUCGGUUCUCCAGCUAGAGUUGUAAAGCAUCUUACUCUGGAGCAAGAUAAAGUAGAGGCAGCUAAUCAUUUGACUUGA